CUUACCGGGCGAGUCUACUACGAUGUGGGAGGUUCCUACGAGCGAUACUUCGAAGGCAAGUCAUGGACAAACAACGCUAGGGACAUCUACGAAGAUUCGAGAGCUCAAUAUGCGGAGGGUAGCUGGAGCGGGUGGCCAGAACCUUCACUCCAAGGUCUUUUGUUUGAGUGGUUCAUGAAGUUUCAGGACACGCACGACUGGUCCAAUGUACUUGUCAUUGGAGAACACAAACAGAAUCCUGAUGAGGAUCGAUCUGCAAAAACACUGGUGCAGUUGGCAGGGUAUGUACGCGAAGUGUUUGGAAGUCAACCGGAGCGGCGAUUCGUGCCUGGGUUUACGAUCUGCGGAAGUAUGAUGCGGCUCUGGGUAUUCGACAGAUCUGGACCGUACAACUCCGAGAAGUUCGAUAUUCACAAAGAGCCGGAGCGAUUUGUCACAACGCUGGCGCAACAAUAG
Hyaloscypha bicolor E is the source of this 456-nucleotide messenger RNA. RefSeq lists its product as uncharacterized. The annotation marks the transcript as partial. Lineage: Eukaryota; Fungi; Ascomycota; Leotiomycetes; Helotiales; Hyaloscyphaceae. The record is from RefSeq and is a predicted model, not a curated record. The transcript is spliced from 2 exons.